AUGGAACCUCCUUUUCCACUACUGCGGCUUCCCAAGAAUGUCAUCAUCAAAGUGAUCAAGAAUUUUCCUUUGAAUCAAUUGUUCGUGUUUUCCCUUGUCUCAACGAAAACGAAGAAUCUCGUGACAUCAUUGGGAUUAAAAGCAAGCGAUGUUGACAUCAUCUUUUGGCGCGGUAUUCGGGUAAUUGUGUUCAUUGGAAAAUCCCAUUUGGUUCUGGAUUUCUAUAAAGAUUCGAUUGAUCUGAAUGCGGCAGUAGAUAUAACUCUUCCAGUUGCUGCUUAUGUUGUAUGUGAAGGCCCAAGAACUCAAUCAACAACUCCAUUAUUCAACUUCAGCGAUUGGUUGAAUCACAUCAAGACCGUAUUCUGUUGCAAUCAGCCAUCGAAAGUUUUUUUUUGUCUAGGCUGUGAAAGAUUAGAAAUCGAUUCGUUAAAAGAAAUAAUUGGAAAUGCCAAUAAGCUCAUUCUGAGCACAUCAUUGACAGACGAUGAGAGCAGGAAAGUUUUGAAAUGUUUCAAUACUCUUAACGAAUUGUAUCUCUAUAAAAACCCAUUUGAAAAUGCUUGUCAGAUUCAACAAAUCUUCAUUCAAAACUGCGAAAUUGUCGAAUUUUUUGGAGUUUAUUCAUUAGAUGACAUGUUAAUGGUCAACAGUGAACAAGUCAAAUUCUGGCGUCCAAUAUCACUGAAACAGUUCAACCAAUUCAUGAAACACUGGAUCCGUGGGUCUAAUCCAAGACUACAACGCAUGUAUCUACCAAUCGAUAAAACUGAUUUCGUCAACGGAAAAAUCUACUUAAAAGGAAUCAGAUGCAUGAAAAUGAGUGAAGAAGCUAAAAGAGAAAUCCGUCGGAAGCACGACCUGUCAAGUUAUGCUGAUGUGAUAAAGAUCAGACGGAAAGACGGGACACCUGCAGUGAUUGGGAUCAAUGAAUUUGAUGAUAUUCUCGCUAUCAGAUUGAUUGUUUUAGACUGA
This is a messenger RNA of Caenorhabditis remanei, 975 nucleotides long. RefSeq lists its product as uncharacterized. Lineage: Eukaryota; Metazoa; Nematoda; Chromadorea; Rhabditida; Rhabditidae. The record is from RefSeq and is a predicted model, not a curated record. Bases 1 to 975 code for a protein of 324 amino acids. The transcript has 2 exons. Gene Ontology annotation, molecular function: protein binding.